Molecule: messenger RNA, 375 nt
Organism: Seminavis robusta
Lineage: Eukaryota; Bacillariophyta; Bacillariophyceae; Naviculales; Naviculaceae
Source: the annotation of a GenBank genome assembly
AUGAGCGAAGCAUUGAGAGACUUCAUGAUGGAUGCCUUCUGUUGCAAAGAUCUCAACAUUGUAAGGGAUGAUGCUGCCGGUCUGAAGCCGUCCUUCUCCAGGUCCCAUUUGAAGCUUUCACCACCAAGGAAUCGUUGGAAAAGCUACACAACAUCAUCGGCGCCAACGUUGCCCAUACGGCAAAUCACGCCGAACUCACCGACUCCGACAUCAACUGCAAGGUCGCCAAGGGGGUACCAGGAAGCUGGCCUUACUCGUGCCAUGAGUUCCAGAUCGUCUCCAAGACGUGCCCCUCCAGUUUUGAAGAUUGAGAGACAACCAAUUGAAUCUCUAUCCCCGAUCCAAAAGUUGAGCGUCUGGGCAUCCACCGCAUAG